Molecule: messenger RNA, 2601 nt
Organism: Oryctolagus cuniculus (rabbit)
Lineage: Eukaryota; Metazoa; Chordata; Mammalia; Lagomorpha; Leporidae
Source: RefSeq, a predicted model, not a curated record
CUCCAGCAUGUAUUAAUAGAAUGGUCAAAGGACUGCAUUCUACUUGUGAAUGUGCUACUAACCAGCUAUCUGCCUUCUGGACAAAUCAUCUCAUCUAAGUCUGCACUUGAUUCACUGAAAUAGGUGGUUUAGACAUGAUGUUUCCAAAGGUAGAGAGAAGAAGAGACAGAGAAAGGUCUCCCACCAGCUGGUUCACUCCCAAAUGGCUGCAACUGCUGGAGCUGAGCUGAUCUGAGGCCAGGAGUAAGGAUCUAGGAGCUGCUUCCAGAUCUCCCCUACAGGUCAGUCCAAAAUGUGGGUGCUUUUCAUGGUGGCAGCUUUGCUAUCUGCACUUGGAACUACACAUGGUCUUUUUGGAAAAUCAGCACCAACAAACCCUGAAGUGAAUAUGAAUAUUAGUCAGAUGAUUUCCUACUGGGGAUACCCAAGUGAAAAAUAUGAAGUUGUGACUGAAGAUGGUUAUAUCCUUGAGGUUAACAGAAUUCCUUAUGGGAAGAAAAAUUCAGGGAACAGAGGCCAGAGACCCGUCGUAUUUUUGCAGCAUGGUUUGCUUGCAUCAGCCUCAAACUGGAUCUCCAACCUGCCCAACAACAGCCUGGCCUUUAUUCUGGCAGAUGCUGGUUAUGAUGUGUGGCUGGGGAACAGCAGAGGAAAUACCUGGUCCAGAAGAAACUUAUACUAUUCACCAGACUCCGUUGAAUUCUGGGCUUUUAGCUUUGAUGAAAUGGCUAAAUAUGACCUUCCAGCCACAAUUGACUUCAUUGUAAAGGAAACUGGACAGGAAAAGCUGCACUAUGUUGGUCAUUCCCAGGGCACCACCAUUGGUUUUAUUGCCUUUUCUACAAAUCCCAAGUUGGCUGAAAGAAUCAAAACCUUUUAUGCAUUAGCUCCAGUCGCCACUGUGAAGUAUACAAAAAGCCUUGUAAACAAACUUAGGUUUAUUCCUCCAACCAUGUUCAAGAUUAUAUUUGGUGACAAAAUAUUCUACCCACACAAUUUCUUUGAUCAAUUUCUUGCCACUCAAGUGUGUUCCCGUGAGACACUGAAUGUAAUUUGCAGCAAUGCCUUAUUUAUCAUUUGUGGCUUUGACAGCGCAAACUUGAACAUGAGUCGCUUGGAUGUGUACGUGUCACAUAAUCCGGCAGGAACUUCAGUUCAAAACAUGCUGCACUGGACCCAGGCUGUUAAAUCUGGAAAUUUUCAAGCUUUUAAUUGGGGAAGUCCAGCUCAGAAUGUAGUGCACUUCAAUCAGCCCACACCUCCCUACUACAAUGUGACCGCCAUGAAUGUGCCAAUUGCAGUGUGGAGUGGUGGCAAUGACUGGUUGGCUGACCCCCAAGAUGUUGACCUUUUGCUUCCAAAACUUUCUAAUCUCAUUUACCACAAGGAGAUUCUUCCAUAUAAUCACUUGGAUUUUAUCUGGGCAAUGAAUGCUCCUCAAGAAGUUUACAAUGAAAUGAUUUCUAUGAUGGCAAAAGAUAAAAAGUAGUUCUGGAUUUAAAGAAUUAUCCAUUUAUUUUCCUGAAAUACUUUGUUCUCUCAUACUCAAUGACCUAUAAUGUUUGGGAUUCUGUGUUUCUUUCUGUACUUCUGACUUUAGAAAUAUACUGGCAUCAACAAAACUCUCAUUGGUCAUUUUGAUUUUUUUUUCCAAUUUAAGGAAAUUUGAUCUUUUAAUUGGAAAUUUAUCUAGAAAUACCUUACAGAACAUAUUCCUGGAGAGGUGAAACUUCUUUUCAAAUCUUGUUAUUCUCUUUCUCUUAUAAACUCAGAUUGUGAGUUGUGAACCUUCACUGUUUUCAAAAAGGAAAAACAAAAAAUAGCCCUGGAAGUAAAUACUGACUCCUCUUGGGAUGCCUCACGCUGAGUAAAUUGUUUUGUAUUGUCAAAAAACUCAGUCUCUCCAUCAGUACAGUGGGGUUAUUACUUGUUCUUUUUCAAUAGAGUUUAAAAAAAAAAAAAGGGCAACUAAGAUAUAAAUUGAAAUGAGGUCAUCUCACUUUAACUUCCCAGGGAGGAGAAAACAAGGGUAGAUUGGGAGGCAACAGGUAACCUCAAGCUGGAUUCAGGAAGUUGGGAAACAAAGAGUGUGCCCUAGAAUAACUGCUGUUAUUCUUCCUGCAUCCCUUUGGACUUUGACCAGAAAGCACAAAACACAACUAAGUAAAAUGAUUCUGAAAUCACCGUCACCAUCCUGGCACUCAUAGGAUCCAGAAACAUUCCCACUUAUACAUAUAUCAGGAUGCACAACUGCCCCAAGUUGUACCACUUCCCCCGAAGUGGCUCCUCCAACCUUCCAAAAUUUCUAGAAAGCACCACCUUUCCUGGGAAAUCAUAUUAACUGCACACAAUUAUGAUCACAUAUUUUAUGCAAAGAAACUUUUGGAUAUCAUUUGGUAGAAUUUAAUGUAUAAAAUAUAAAUGAGACAAAUAAUGUCUUCUAUUCAGAAUAGUAUACAGAAUACGUACAAAGGCUUCACAAGAAUCCGUUUUUGCUAUUAUAUUGCCAAGUCCCUCAACUUUGGCUAGGAAGCCUAAAGCAUUCCUAUUUAUUUAAACCCUCUCCUUUUCUUUCAAUUUGGAAAGAAUAACUUGCUAAGA